AUGGUGAGUUACAGUACUGUUAUGAUCAGCACCACAGUUGGAAGGAUUUUUUGUGUUUUUAUGCUUAUAAUGGCAGCCAAUGUUGUGGGUCAUCCCAAUGGUUUAAGCCCAGGUGUCUAUCAACAUUCUUGUCCAAAUGCCUUGUCCAUUGUCAAGUCUGUGGUAGAGAAGGCUGUUGAAAAGGAAGCUCGAAUGGCUGCUUCCUUACUUCGUCUUCAUUUUCAUGACUGCUUUGUUCAGGGUUGUGAUGGCUCAGUGUUGUUAGAUGACACUCCAACAUUCAGGGGAGAAAAGACAGCAGUACCCAAUAACAAUUCUAUUAGAGGGUUUGAUGUGGUGGAUCAAAUCAAAUCAGAGUUGGAAAAAGAAUGCCCAGGAGUUGUGUCUUGUGCUGAUAUCCUUGCCAUUGCAGCAAGGGAUUCUGUUGUUCUGAGUGGAGGGCCAGAGUGGAGUGUAAUGUUAGGAAGAAGGGAUUCAAGAAGUGCAAGUUUGAGUGGGGCCAAUCAGAACAUUCCUGCUCCAAACUCAACUCUGCAAACUCUUAUUACCAAAUUCAAACUCCAAGGUCUCAACCAGGUGGAUUUGGUUGCACUUUCAGGUGGGCACACCAUUGGUCACUCUAGAUGCACAAGCUUCAGGCAAAGGCUUUAUGGGAAACCAAAUCUGAUUAUGGAGCAGAGUUAUUCAACAGGAUUGAAAUCACAAUGCCCAAGAUCUGGAGGAGAUAACAUCUUGUCAAACUUAGAUGUUGGUAGCCCCACUAAAUUUGACAGUCACUACUUCCAAAAUUUGCAGAACUUCAAGGGGCUAUUGAUUUCUGAUGAGGAGCUCUAUGCAAACCAAAAGGACAGUCCAAAUUAUUUGACUAGAGCAGUUGUAAGUGCAUAUGCUAAGAAUGAGAAGAUGUUCUUUGAACAGUUUGCAGAAUCAAUGGUGAAGAUGGGUAAUAUCAAACCCUUGGUUGGGAAUAGGGGAGAGAUUAGAAAGAACUGUGGUCGCAUUAACUUAAAAUAAGGCUGGGCAGACCGAUAAAGCCAAAGUUCUUAAUUUGAUUAAUAUCAGCUCCUUGCAUGG
Cryptomeria japonica (Japanese cedar) is the source of this 1074-nucleotide messenger RNA. Its product is annotated as peroxidase 49-like. Gene Ontology annotation, molecular function: heme binding; peroxidase activity. Gene Ontology annotation, biological process: response to oxidative stress; hydrogen peroxide catabolic process. The transcript is spliced from 4 exons. The record is from RefSeq and is a predicted model, not a curated record. The coding region runs from base 1 to 1014 and encodes 337 amino acids. Lineage: Eukaryota; Viridiplantae; Streptophyta; Pinopsida; Cupressales; Cupressaceae.